AUGACGGGAAUGGACGUCUUGAGUUUGAAUACUUCAGACUCAGGUCAACACAAGACGGCCAUCGCCCACCCAUACUCAUCCGCGGGGUCGUCAGCCUCAUCUUCCUCUUCUUCUAUCUUCUCUUUGGAUAGCUUGUCAUCACAGACUUCUAUUUCAUCAUCAACUACUGCUGCAGACGUGAUCUGGGAAAAUGAAGCCUCGGGAGAAUUAUCCAGUCGAGGUUUGUCCCAUUCUGAAAAUGUCUCUCACUAUGUGCGGGCUAGUCUGAAAGGUUGCCCUACCAAAGCCUCUGAUGCUCCGGUACACCCAGAGAUGCGAAAGCACCCUAGACGUACUGGCGGCUCAGCGGUCUUGUCGAAUGGCACCUCCGCAUGCCAUCGCGCUCCACCUCACCUUGUGCGGCAAUGUGACCGCAAAAACUCUUUUGUCGACAAUCUUGUCGACUCUGCUUCCCAGAUUGUAGAGACAAUAUGGCCACUAUCCGUGGUUGCUCUUCGGAGUGAAUCUUCACUCAGCUGUAAGGGUGUCUUGCCUCUCCGUAAUUUCAUUCAAGAAACUUUGCGGAGAUCUCGUACUAGCUAUAGUACUUUACAGGUCGCUCUAUACUACCUGAUCAAGAUUCGGCCCCACGUACCCAAUCAUGAUUUCACUAUGGAGCAACCUCGUGAUAAACCUUGUCCUCGAGCAAUGCAAUGCGGUCGACGAAUGUUCCUCGCCGCACUAAUCCUUGCCUCGAAAUACUUGCAAGAUCGAAACUAUUCUGCUCGUGCUUGGAGCAAGAUUUCCGGUCUCAAGAUCUGCGAAAUUAACCAGAACGAGAUGAUGUUUCUGCAAGCCGUGAACUGGAAACUCCACGUUCCAGAAGCCACCUACCAUCGGUGGACAGAUAUUGUUCUUAAGUAUACUCCUACCCCAGCAACUUCUCACUGCCCUGAAGAGUGCUGGCGGACUGUAAUACCAAAAUUAACCCCAGAGCUUGACACAAUCGACGUCGAUCCUUCUAGUCCGCGCGACCGCCUGGGCUCGUUGGUUGAUGUUCCAUCACCUGGCCGCUCAGCGUGGGAAGGUAGUGUCUCUUCAGGCACGCCUAACGAGCCGACUUCGUGUCCCCGAAGCAUUCCUCUGGCUCUUGAACCUACUCGUAUGGACAAUCCGAACCCAACUCUGCCGACUCUCCACAAGCUCGGCCUUCUCCCGACACCGCAGUUGACGCCUCAGUCCAGCGCUGCUUCCACUCCUGCUGUGAGUGCUAGUGGUUUCUGUUCUAGGCGGCCUUCAAUCGGUACCGCAAUGUCUCACGCACAGAGUAUGUGCAUGGCACGUUUUGCUCUUGACCCGCGUCCGUGUAACAAGCCUACAAACGUGGAUGGAUUUCCUACCUUAACACGCCGUUCUUCCCUCGCACGAUCUACAUCGUCUACUUCAUCACCGGAGUCAAUGAUCUCUGACAUCUCAACAUUCUCGUCGCGUUCUUCCCGGUCUUCUUCGAUCUCGUCAUGCGCAUCUGCGACCUGCGCGCCUGUUCGGCCUAGAAUGGCCGUUACGGCGACUCGACGCUGCGCAGCGAAGUCAUUGAAGGACAACCGGAAGAACCUGUCGAUUCAGUCGCCAAUCGAUGAGAUCUCUAUGGCCGGUGUCUAUCAGUCUCCUGAACCGGAUACUGACAAUGGAUGCGGAUCAGUCCCCGAUUUUUCUAAUUUCAGUCUUCAUACGCCUGUUGAUAUGACUGCUCAUGAAGCUGCACAAGGACUUUGCGAGCUUUCUGGCGCUAUGCCACUACAACAGACUACGCCGCAGAAGAUGGAAGAGGGCAAACGCUGCAGAAAACGAGGCCGAACCACCUCUGAGGAUCAAAUGCUCCAGAACAAUGUCCGCGAG
Talaromyces proteolyticus is the source of this 1878-nucleotide messenger RNA. RefSeq lists its product as uncharacterized. The record is from RefSeq and is a predicted model, not a curated record. Gene Ontology annotation, molecular function: protein kinase binding; cyclin-dependent protein serine/threonine kinase regulator activity. The transcript is spliced from 2 exons. Gene Ontology annotation, biological process: regulation of cyclin-dependent protein serine/threonine kinase activity. NCBI's taxonomy places the organism in Eukaryota, Fungi, Ascomycota, Eurotiomycetes, Eurotiales, Trichocomaceae. The annotation marks the transcript as partial. Gene Ontology annotation, cellular component: nucleus; cyclin-dependent protein kinase holoenzyme complex.